This is a messenger RNA of Phytophthora infestans T30-4, 789 nucleotides long. RefSeq lists its product as uncharacterized. Bases 1 to 789 code for a protein of 262 amino acids. The transcript is spliced from 4 exons. The record is from RefSeq and is a predicted model, not a curated record. Lineage: Eukaryota; Oomycota; Peronosporomycetes; Peronosporales; Peronosporaceae.
AUGACUGCUGCUCGACGAAAAGGAGCGGAAUGCGAAGGUGUCGCCUGUGAGCAUGCACUGGGACAGCAGCCAUUGCGACUGUAUGAGUAUCUUUGGUCCAAUGCGAAUCCUGACGAUGAAGACAGCGGCAAGCAGGCGUUCUCACUCAUGCUCACGGACACGGUGGUAUUCAAGCGACAGAAGCCCGUUAAAUGGUUCUUCACGUCCAAGCAGGAGCGGGGCAAGAUUUUGUGCAAGACCAAGAGGUUCUUGACCACUUCUCGAGUGCUGCAAGAGUUUCUGGUACCGCGAUGGGUUUCGAACUCACUACCUAAGCUGGACAACGGUAAACAGAUACUUGCAACUUUCUCCUACUUAGAGCGAUCAUCUGCGUUUGGCGAGAUGCAGAUGAUUAUCGAGCACCUGGACAAGGCGGAGCUAGAACAUUUGCUUGAAAAGCGAGACAAGCCUGGACUUAGCGUCUUGCAGCGGUUUAUCCCAACCCAGUCAGGAUACAACCACACGGUUCGAUCGGACUGGUCGGCGGAUAGCUGCACGGUUCAAAAGUGCAUUAGUCCGUUUUUGCUGAGCGACACGAAGAUUUCUAUAGCACAACGCACGGCCACAUUCGAGGUCGAUGAUUCUUUACUUCGCCAUCGCGAUGUGACGGACAAGGAAGUACGGAAAUCUAUUGAGAGGAUCAACGCGGAAAUGAGGACCCACCUGGAAGCCAUCGUAGGGAAAAAGAUGGUUCGCUUUGUCAGCUACUUUAAGGUAAUCAACUUGCUACUUUGCGCUUGUAUUAAUUAA